GAUUACUCACAUUUCGGCCGAAAUAAUUCCGUGCGACGCUAACACUAUUUCUUUUUCUCUCUUUCUUCCUCCUUCCCUUUUUCGCCUUUCCUAGGUCCACCCAGGUAGCCCACGGUCCAGAUGGCAAGUUUCAAGUCAACAUCGUCCGCUCGAGCGCAGCGAUCGCCCUUGGUCGCGUUGGCGCUGUCGCUGUGGCUGCAGUGGUUCGCCAGCGUGGCCUGUGCCGACGACCCGAGUCCGGCCAUCUAUCCUGGCCAGGCGAACAUCGCGCUGAUGAUGCCGCUGCGAACCGCGGUGAGAAACGGCACCAGCGACGCCGCGGCGGGAUCUGGAAACGGUGGAGACGGCGCGUGUGGCUCCCUGGACCCGCGCCGGGUGCGGCUCGCCCUGGCCGGAGUCUGGGCGGCGCAGCAAGCGAACUUCAGGAAGGCCCCGUCUGACUUCAACCUGGGCGUCUACCUGUACGACACCUGCGGGAGCGACAACGUGGCCCUGCGGCAGAGCGUGCGCGUCAUCCACCAGGCGGGACACGUGCGCUCCAUGGCCUGCCCCACCACGAGGGUGCCGCCCGUGUUCGGUGCCAUACUGCAGGGCGAACUGGAUGCCGUCGAGACGGCGGCCAAGACGCUCGCCUCCUUCUCCAUACCGGCGGUGGCCGCCAGGGACGUUCCAGCCGACAGCGUCCGCAGGCUGCGCAACCUCUACAGCACCGCGCCGGCGGCCACUUCGCUCGCAAGGGCCUUGGCGAGCACACUGCGCCGGCUGGGCUGGUCGUACGUGGCCGUGAUGUCAGCGGCGGAGGACAGGCCCCGCGAGCUGUCGCGGGCUUUCCUGCGCGUGGCCCGCGACAUGGCCAUCGACAUCAUGAACGCCGACGCACCCGGGGGCUUUUCCUACCAGCAGGUGCAGGAGGCGCUGGGCUCCACGAGGCAGCUCGUCCAGAAUGGCUGCCGCGCGGCUGCGCUGUUCGUGACCCCCGCCGAGGCCAAGGCGUUCCUGGUGAGCUACGAGCCCGACCCUGACGCCGCCUUCUCCUGGGUCCUGGUGACGCCCGGAGACGUGACGGCCUCGCUGGGCGGGUUCCUGACUACGCACAAGCUGCGGCGCCUGCGUCACGUGCUCUUCGCGGCUCCCGACGAUGCGCAGCGCCCGUCCGAGUACGGCGACUACCUGCGCGACCUGAUGGACAGGGACGGGUCGGCGCCGCUGCUCCAGGAGCUGCGCAAGACGUACUCCAGGAACGACGUGGUCCGGCGCUGGGACGAAGAGAUGAGCGACAGCGCGGACGCGGUGGCCGUCAUCCGCGCCGUGUGGGCCAUGGGCGCCGCCCUUCGCGCCGUGCAGCGGGUGCAGUGCGGCCGCGGCACCGACUGCCUGUUCGGCGGCCGCCAGGGACUCAGCGCGUCCGUGCUCGAGGCGCUCGACUCGCUCAACUUCAGCAUGGCCGGCGCCGGAGUCGCUUCGCUCAGCGACACGCCGCUCAAGUUCUCGCACGAGAGGCACGUGGCCACGCUCAAGUACGCCGUCAAGGCCGUCUCCACCAACGGCGAAGUGCUGCAGAUAUCCGGCUACAUGGACGAUACUGGCCUCGAAGUGGACGAUGUCCUGGUGCCGACCCGAGGCCCCGUUAUACGAGGAUCCGCCGUAGAAGCCGGCAAAACCAGCAUCAAGCCGUCCACCAGGCAGCGCUCGUCCAACCUGCGCUCCAGCAACCUGGAGAUCCAGAACGAGGGCGAGCCUCAGCCGCUGGACAACGACGCCACCAGCUCGCCGCCGCUCUCGCAGACGGCCUCUGACGAGGACUACGGAGCGCUCGCCGAGAAGGCGCCCACGGCGUCCGGAGCCGUGCGACUGACGAAGCCCAAGCUCUACACCAUAUGGAUGGCGAAGCCCUGGACGCUGGCCAUCGUCAUCAUGUCUGGCAUCGGGAUUCUUCUCAGUGCCUACGUCGCGGUCUUCCUCCUGAUGAAGCUUUGCGAGGGCGUCGUGCGCAAGGGCCACCAAUUGACGUCACUCCUGCUGCUACUCUCGGUGGUCAGCCUCUUCUUGUCGGCGCUUCUGUUUACCUUCCGGCCUAGGCCCCGCCUGUGCGCCAUCCAGCAGUUGGCACACCACAUCAGCUACGCGUUCGCGUUUGGCGCGCUGCUACUCAAGGGAAUGCACUUGAACACCAUGCAGAGCACCGGACUCGGGGGCCGUGCCAGCGGUCUCAACCAGCUGCUCACCAUAUGCUUCCUCGUAGCCGUCCAGCUGGCGCUCGAGGCGCAGGCCUGGAUGCUCUCUCCGCCUCGCUGGUGCCGGCUGAACCAGGCGCGGUUCUUGCUGCACCAGGCCUAUCCGUGCGUGGUGCUGGCCCUCGCCGUGCUCAUGGCCUUUCGGACGCGCAACUGUUCUUAUCACCGACGCGACGCCAGAAGCCUGUUGUGCACCAGCCUCCUGGCGGUGCCGAUCCUCGCGGCGGGACACACGGCGUUCCUGCUGUUGGGGCCCGGAGAACAUCAGAUAGCGGCGCUCAGCUUUGCGCUCAUCGCCACGGGGUUCCUGAUUCUCGUAGGCAUCUUCGCUCCGUACCUCAGGGCCCUGCACAAACGGGGCGGCUACGGCCACAAGCCGCUAAGCUACUCGGACUCGUCGGCGUCCGCCUUCACCACCUUCCAGCACCACCAUAAGGACAGCGGGUCCACGAUGCCCGAGUGCUGCUACGUUCGCGGAGGCCGAGCAGUCACCAUCGUGCACCAGUCCAACAGAACUGGUGCAGGGCCGUCUCAUCAUGUCAGGAACCCGCUCUACAUUCCAGGGUCUGCUUACCCUUAGGUGCCGGGAACUUCGAAACGGUCGUGCGACCGGCACGCCGCAGGCAGACAGGACUGCGCGAAGCGCGCUCUCAGGGCUCAAGCCGAGCCUGUGACUCUCCUUCAUUUUCUGUGGAGAGACAUGCGGUUCAACAUCCCACCUCUCUCGACGGGUUUAAAUAGCCGUGAACUGUGAUAACGCAAGGCUGUAUACCUUUGUCAGUGAGCGACAUCUUUGCCGGCUUUGAAAGCGCUGCUCGCCUCUUUGAGGACAACGUGUUCCUGUGACAGACUGUGACCGUGUCGCAUGAUUUCUCAUAUGUGCCCACGUCUAAGGCUGGGUUAAGGGAGAGCCAUAGGUGCUGCAGCCCCGGACCUCAACCCCUGAGAUUAGGCGUAAGGGGGCCAGGUGUAUCACGAUGUGCGAGAACGAGGCCCCUAUAGUCGCCCUUGAUCCACCCAUCCGCCUCUGUAAGGAGCUGUGAAGACUAUAGCGAAAAGCUUUCUUUCCUUUCUUCUUCUUUUUCUUUUUUUCUUGUUUUGUUUUCUUCUUCCAAGAUUAUUUUUCGUUUUGCGUGCUGGCGCUAACCAGUGAGAUGAGUGCAUCUUUGUGCCUAAACGAUGUGCCUAAACGAUGUGCCUAAACGAUGUGCCUAAACGAGACAUCGCUAUAGAAUAUUUUCCGCGUUAUGUUACAGGUACUCCGGAUGCGCAUUUAGGCAUAGACAAUGUUUUGCUUCGUAAGGCGCUAACGUAUGUUUUCGCGAACACUGUUGACAAAGCGUGCCGACAACAUUUGUGCGCGAAGGCAUGUAGUGUAGGAAGUAAUUCUUUGUGUCAUAGAACAUCCUAUGUAUAGACCCCAGCGCAGCUGCAUACAGCGCGAUAACGGUGCGUGCAGAAGUGCAUUUGCGCUGUGUGCUGUAGGCUAAUGGUUCGAGAUAAAUUACUUUUGCGCAUGCAUCGUCAGACACAAGCUCGUGCUUUUCGCUACGCAACUGACUCGUACUGCUCCUAUUUAACAGCUGCACCGUCCAACGCGAGGCGAGCCAGAGCAGUCACAAAGGUGCAAGCCCGGGACAUGUCUUAUCGCCUGGCGUGACAGAUGAAUCAUCGCUCACUGCAGCGGCUGACUUAAUAAAUCUGAUGAUGCUGAUGAUGAUAAUCAAAUUCCCCUAAGAAACAUGGCGGUGGCAUGUAUCACUACCUUCCAGAACACUAUUUACAUUGAUCAACUUUAAUGUCAUAUUUCCACUCCUCUAGUCUAUAAUAAGCGCAAGAUCAUGCACCAGUUCUUAUUCGAGGAGGAAGGAAAAAGUGGAGAAGGAAGGCAGGGAGGUUAACCAGUUUAGCUUAACCGGUUUGCUACCCUACACAUGGGAGUGGGAUGGGGGAGAUGAAAGAUGGGAGGAGAGAGAGCACAUAACAGAGCGAACACAUCGUAGUUCUUAUUCGACGUUACUUUGAAAGAUUGGUGGAUAAAAGUGGAGAAGAAUCAGACUUCUCCUGUUAAUGUUGAACGAGCUGAUUUUUUUACUAUCUCAUUGCCGUCUUUAAUUUCUAAGGCUUCGUGGAGAGUGAUGACAUUUUUAGUCCAAAUGAAAGACGGCGUCGUAGAGAGGUACGAGACAAUAGUAUAUUGCCGACCGUGGCUUGGAGGCGCUUCCACAAAAUGAUUUGCUUUCCGUAUCGCAAGGGACUACUGUGCUACUUGUGACGACUGCAGCAGCGAGGUAAACUAUCGAACGUGUUUUUUGCCGACCUCCUCGCCAUAGAGUGCACGGACACUCAUUCCCGACGGCGUUGGUCUGUCUCGACUACUCGUCUUUUUCGCAACAAGCAAUCCUGGGGGGCCACGAAACGUUCUUCACGCCAGAAGUCGGUGAAGGCGCUAUUGAAGUUUUUUUUAUACGUUAGAGUUCCCCAUUAAGGAGAUUGAUACGCCUGGGCGUUCCCCACCACCUUUUUACUUUCUUUCGCACGCUUUGCUUCUUUCUCCACUGUUUUUCCUUCUUUCUUUCCCCUUUACCCUUCCACCUGCCUAGGGCAGCAAACCAGAAGCUUCUUUGCAAAUUAACUUCCCUGACUUUUACAUCUCAUUUAUCUCUCUCUCACUCUCUCGGUGAGAUAUUUAUCUACUUCGGGAUGUACACCCUGGAAUUGUAACAAGGUUUGUGCAAUUGUCUCGGCAGUAAUUAUACACGAUACGCACAAGUAGUCUCUUUGGGAAAACGUCUGUUUUUCGUAACUUCGCGUUCCUAGAUAGCCUGCCUCAAAAGGAAGCACAGAGGGCAACGCCUCCAGUGGUGGCUCGCCAUUAGUGCACCGUUUGAUGAGGGAGGAAAAAAAAUUCUCUCGACCCUGCGCAUUCCACGAGAUGGCGCUGGCGCACGCUCCCGGGUUGGAGACAACUGCGCUGGGGGCAGUAUGUAGCUAUCAUUCCAUGCCCUCGCGACGUCUGUUUUUCUUCUUCUUUUUUUUGUAUUUCUUAUAACAUACACAGGAACAUUAAGCUUAGGACAUUCUUCGGGAACUUCACAGGUGCCACUGGCAGCCUCUACUAUUUGUUCCCUAAUAAACGGGUGCUGUGUGCCAUUCCUAUAGCUUUUUCACGUGGUGGAGAGGAGAAAGGUGCUGCUGAGGUUACCAAGACACGAAAGCUGUUUAUAUGCGCGCUCAAACAGUAUUACAAGUCUACCACUUGGGCGCAAACAAAGCAUGAAAUGGCGGUUUCAAAUCGCCGUUUCGUGGAACCUGUGUCGUUUCUUCUCCACUCGUCGCCUUUAUUCUCUACGGUGAGAAAAUCAGACAUUAAGGUGCGGUGAAGCUUGGUGAUGAGCUCUUGGGUAUGUAUCUGUUGUUAUAUUUCUGUAUUUUUCCUGCGUACGGAAAAGAGAAAAAAACGAAUUCGACAGUUGUCGUUGUUAUGAAAAAUAAAGUAUUAUUUUACGCACGUG
Dermacentor albipictus is the source of this 5749-nucleotide messenger RNA. The record is from RefSeq and is a predicted model, not a curated record. Lineage: Eukaryota; Metazoa; Arthropoda; Arachnida; Ixodida; Ixodidae.